CCCACGAAAGGAAGAUGGAGAUUUGUUCCUGGCGAUGUUCAGGACAUUAAAGUUUUGUCGCAUACAGAUCUGGACAUUACCUUCGAAACGAUUUUUUUGAGAGAGAAGACGCACGGAGGAAAAGAAGUUGCUUUGGAGCAUCCACUGAUAGGGGAGAAAGCUAGACUGGAAAUUGUUAUCCCAAACUUAUCUCGACUGAACAGCAGCACUCUAUCCUUUCCUGGAUUAAAAUGCUUGGACAUUGAUUGGGCCGAUGACUCCUUAAUUUGCGAAUCCGAAAACGUCCUUGGAAGUAAUACCUUCAAUAUCACAAUGACUGGCGAAACCUUAUCAGGAUAUAGAUUCACAAGGGARGUUGACAUUCAACCCAAGAUUGUUGCCGUCAUGUCCGAUAUGGAACCUUGGAUUCCUCUUGUCGCAGGUAAAGAGUUCUUGUAUAACGCUUCCAUUGUAUAUACAGGCUCCAGAUCAAAAAAGACGUUUSGGAUUGAAGUYAGAACCAAUUCAGAGGAGAAAGACAGCAAUAAUGACCAUGAMGAUGSUGGUGAUCAAGACGAUAAAGUGCUAGAAAAGGGCGUAAAUAKCCAGUUCUCCAAGAUCCUGACUGCACCAACCAGCGGUACUUUCAAGGUGGAGAUCACAAUGAAGGAUACAGAUGAUAGAGAUGAUGGAAUAUUCUUUGAGGAUGGUCCAUUCGAAGUGAAAUAAAAAGCUAGCCUUAAUUAAAAUUAAUUCAAGAAUAGAUAUUAAAUAAAGUUAUU
Molecule: messenger RNA, 761 nt
Organism: Exaiptasia diaphana
Lineage: Eukaryota; Metazoa; Cnidaria; Anthozoa; Actiniaria; Aiptasiidae
Exons: 3
Coding region: 313-708 (131 amino acids)
Source: RefSeq, a predicted model, not a curated record